Molecule: messenger RNA, 4231 nt
Organism: Pterocles gutturalis (yellow-throated sandgrouse)
Lineage: Eukaryota; Metazoa; Chordata; Aves; Pterocliformes; Pteroclidae
Product: KIAA0586 ortholog
Exons: 29
Biological process (GO): smoothened signaling pathway
Cellular component (GO): ciliary basal body; centriole
Source: RefSeq, a predicted model, not a curated record
AUGUUUUUAUCACAAAUGGAUUAUCCUAGAGAAGCUGCAAUACAAGAUCAUUCACUGGAUAGCAGAAGACCUGAAGAUGAUGUUUUUAUUUCUCAAUAUGCUACUGGCCAGAAAGAGGCUUUGAGAGCGGUAUUAAAGCAAAAAACUCAAAAUACUCCUGUACGUAAGGAGGUGAAGGUACAGUUCUUAGGAAAUACCUCCACAAGAAAAAAGGAAAGUGUUGGUCAUGACACCAGGUCAGCACAUGGGGAAGUUGAUUCUGCAACAACCAUCGCAGCAGCAACUGCUGCUGCAAUUGCCACUACAGCUCCGCUUCUUAAAGUUCAAAAUGAUUUGGAAACAAAAGUUAGCUCAGUUUCAACAUUACUUCAUAAACUACAGGUGACAGACAGACAAAUGCAGCGUGUUGCUGAGCAGCAAACGAAUAUGAAGACUCAACAUGAGAAGCCCCAUUGUCAUGAAAGAGUCAGUGAGCUUGAAAAACAAAUGAAUGCUUUCAUGAUGCAACGGAUUCAGCAUUUGGAGAAGUUACAGGAGCAACAAAUGAAUAUUCAGUCUCAUCUCAUUAGCUCUGCAGUCAACACGAGUGGCUUACAGCAAAUUCACAUACCUUCCUUCAGUCUCAUGACAAAACAAUCAGAACAGGGAUUGCUGACUAAUGAAGUAUCUUCAUGUCCGAGGGGUUUGUUUCCUACCAGUGGUGCACCUGCCCAAGCAUAUUUAAGCCAAUUUCAAAGUCAUGGGAUUCAUAGACAAAAAUCUCCUCUAGAGACACCAGUUCCUCGGAGGUGUGCUCCAGAACCUGUAUCAAAAAAUAUGAAGAUCCCGAAGAAAGAAAACUCUGUAACAGAAAAGGAAAAUAUUCCCAAAUCUACAGGUGCAGGUGAAGGGAGACUUCUUGAGCAUAUUCUGAAUUCUCAAGAAAUGCCACCAAGGCAAAUAGAGCCUUCCCAGAAGGCAGCAUUAAACAGUAAUAAAAUGAGCUGCCAUUCUGAGAGAGACAGGCAUACUGCUUUGCGUACGGACUCAUUCCCCGCUUUUGAAAGCUCCUUCCAAAAUCACAGUUCAAUUGAGAAAACGGUGAAAAAAGCAGAUGAUUUACUUCAAGAUCUUGCCCAGCUGAGAAGGGAGAUGCGUGACAUGCUGCAGGAAGCGAAUUCAUGGAAAUCAGGCAUGAACGACCUUAUUAAGUCAAAAAACACUACAGUUGCAUCUGAUCUUCAAACACAUCAUCAGCUCAAUAAACCAUCCAUCCUUCAAAAUGUUAAAGUGCCAAAAUCUAUACUGAGGGAUGCUGAAAGGAUUUUGAGAGGAGUUCAGAACAAUAAAAAAGUUCUCGAAGAAAAUUUAGAAGCUGUUAUUCACGCAAAAGAUGGGGAUGCCAUGUAUUCUUUUAUUAACACCUUGACCACGAACAGAGAUGUAUUGGAACAGAUUCGUAUCAGAAAGACUGUGGAUGAGUGGAUUAAGGCAAUCAGUGCAGAAAUCCAGGCUGAAAUGGCAAGAAACGAUUCAGAACAAGUGAAAUAUGAUCAAAAGGUCCCAUGGAUCAAGAGAGCCCAAAACAUCAAGGCUAUGAAGACCAACAAAGAAAUUAAAGCAAAAAGUCAAAAAAUCCAAGGAUACUUGCCAAAGAAGCCUUUAUCUGCAGCUAAGCCAUUGCAGAAGCAAGCAGAAAAUAACACAAGCCAACAGAGGUUUAGAACUUACUUUUCUUCUGAAAGUUUGCAGAGGAAAGAAAAAAGAGCAGAUGGACCUGUGAGUGCAAGUGCAGUGGUACACAACGAAGACUAUCUGUGCCAAGUUUAUGGGAAACCAAUUUACCAGGGCCAUCGUAGCACACUUAAAAAAGCACCGUAUCUGAGAUUCAACUCUCCAUCUCCCAAAUCUAAACUUCAAAGACCCAAGGUGAUAGAGUGUGUUAGAGGUACAAAGGUAAAGUCAGCAAGAACACAAACUUCUCACCCACAGAAGGUGGUAAUCAGCCCUAAGAAACAGCAUCCUUUAUAUGCACUCACCCAAGAAAAUCAGUAUCUCUUUAGUCCAAGUGGAGAUGUAGCUGCCGUCUCUGGGCCGCUUGAAGGUCACCUAGUUCCUAUGGCUAUUCCGCUAGGUCAGACCCGAAUUGUCGACAUCUCGCAGCAGCCUGCUGGAGUAGUUAUAGGUAAACCACACCCUGUUACAGUUACAACCUCUGUUCCUCAAGUGCCACCAAAACUACCGGAUGAGAUAAAAAAACCAAACGUCGCUGUAAUAGAGAUGAGAUCGGAGAAAAAGGAUCCACCUCAGCUGUCUGUGCAGGUGUUGCCAAAUGUAGAUAUUGACAGUAUUUCGAGUGACAGUGUGAGUGUAAACGAUGUUCUUCCAGGCUCCGAACCUGCACUUCCUCCCGUCAAUGCUGUAAUACAGACUCCAGAAGAUACACAUAAUGAAGAGGAAGACACACAGUUUCCAGGAACUAAUUUAAUUGAUGUUACUGAUGUCAUGCAGGAACAGGAAGAGGAGAAGGAUGAAGUUCCAGAAUUCUUUGAACCUCUUCUGGAGCUUAAUGGACAGUUGAGAGUUGCCUCACCAAAAUACAAUGGGCCUUUGUUUCCUCCAGUGGCUUCUGCUCCUCAGCAGUCUUCUGAUGUUUUGGAUGAGCUGAUUCAAAGGAGAGAAACUAUAGAGAACAGGUUGAUAAACUGGGUGGAACAAGAAAUAAUGGCAAAAGUUGUCAGUGGGAUGUACCCAGUACAGGAGGAAACAGUGCCCAGUGUUAGCAUCUCCGAGAGUGAAGACAGUGAGACUGUAACCUCUGAUAUUGUUGAAGUUGCAGGUGGUGGAGGAUUUCAGCUCUUUAUCAAUGCUGGUGUGCCUGUGGACUCAGAAAUGAUAAGUCAUUUCGUAAAUGAAGCUCUCAGUGAGACAAUUGCAACCAUGCUGGGUAACAGGCAGGCUCAGAAAGCAGUUCCUGCUACAAAUGUUCUUCCAAGUGCAACAGUUAUGACGGAGUCUCUUGUGCCUACUCCAUUGCCAACACCCCAGGCCACACCACCACAAACACCGCCUUCAGAAAAAGAAUUGCCUCCAGUCAAAACUCCAGAGUCUUCUCCAUCUCUUGCAGAAAUGAAUGGGGAUGUUCACAAAUGUGAAAAAAAUAAAAAAACAGGAGUUGAGAUUCCAGCUGCCAGGAGUUGUGUUGGCACACCUGUGGUUACCCCUGUCAAUACACCUAGAGCAACCACACCAAGCCCUCCUGCCUCAGAAAGGGUCUCUGAAGCUGCAGAAAUGGAAAGUCCAAAGCUUCCAAACCCAUGGGACGGUGCAGAACUUCCUCUGGAAGAAGAGAAGCCCAGUCCUGUAACUGCAGAGCCAUUCCAUCUCAAGGCUGUUGAGAUGUCAGUGGCUAAUGAUGAGGAACCAGAGGCCUUGAUUUUACCAUCUCGGCAGUCGUCAGCGAGGCCUAUCGAAUCGCUUCCUUGCGAUCCGCAGGUUCCAUCGCCUGUGCCUACAGUUAGUUCUAGCCAGUCCACUCAGGAAAGCAGCCUUACCCCCACAGAAACAGAAACUGCAGAGAGACCCAUCUCAGAAGGGGAGGUACUCUUCAGCUAUGGACAGAUGCUGGUUGCAGGAGCCUUAGCAGAAGGAGGACUGUCUCUUCCAAACCUCACCGAGAGCUUAACCAGUACUUUAAGAGAUGCCAAUGAAAUGGAUUAUGAUCCUCCCAGUGAAGGACAAGUGGUGAGAAGACUGGAUAAAGGCUAUCACAGGGAUCCUGUCCUGACUCUUUUAGACAAAUUAAAUCAAGCACCUGUUGCUGCACAAGAAGGAGCGUACCAUUUGGAGGAUUCUGAUGGUAGUUCUGGGCAGCUCAGUGAAGGUCAAAGACCAAGGCUGACCAGAGCAGCGGAGAGAAUCCUAAUGGGACAUUCAGUUUAUAUGGACCACCCAACUGCUCGGAUUUCUGAAAACAGACCACACCAGGGGUUCCGUUCCCUAUCGCCAGGGCAGCUUGCCCAAACUGGAGCAGAAAUUCUUGGAGAUGCAGAUACAAGUUGUGGUCCAAUGCUUAUGGCCGAACUGGAACCGCAACCAAAUCCUGUUCUGCAAGCAGCCCAACCAAGCUGCAGAGUGACGUCUCUCUCAGACGAUCUGUCCCAGGAGGAAGACCGAGGAGCUGCACAAGUUGAGACUGUGAGACCCCGAGUUACUCAUGUCAGAAGGAAGUCCGAAGAGACGCAACAAGAAG